CGUGGCAUCGAGUGCAAUAGUAAACACACAACAACAAACAACGUGGAAUUUGCAAUUAUCCGGCGUAUUGAUUAAGUAUACUAACAGAUGUCAGCUCUCAAGAACCAGGAAUACGACUGCACUGCCAAGUGUCGUCAGCGCCAGCAUGGUAACAUCCUAACAGCAGCGCUCACAAAGCGCUCCAUUGACGAUGGCAAUCUGGCGGCGUUUGUGGCCAAGACCUGUGCCAAUUUUUCGAAUAUACGGGACUAUCUAGGACGCUCCGCAGUGCAUAUGAGUGCUUCAGUGGGUCGCUAUAGAAUAUUAGAGUGGCUGCUAAAUCAAGGCGCCUACAUUAAUGAACGUGACUUUGAGUCCGGCAGCAGUCCGCUGCACCGGGCGUUAUACUACGGAUGCAUUGAUUGUGCAGUGUUGUUGUUGCGCUACGGCGCCAGCUUGGAACUGCUAGACGAGGACACCAGAUGUCCAUUGCAGGCCAUUUGCCGCAAGUGUGAUAUUGAUAUGAAUACAGAUUCGCAAAACGAAAUACUGGUUUGGGGAUCAAAUAAGAACUAUAACUUAGGCAUAGGCAAUGAGCAGCUAACACAAGCACCGCAGGCGGUGGACUUUUUUCGCAAAUCAAACAUUUGGAUUGAACAUGUGGCGCUGGGCGCUUUCCACAGUCUAUUUUGUGACAAAAAAGGACAUCUAUAUGCAGUGGGCCAUGGCAAGGGUGGACGGCUGGGCAUAGGCGUGGAGAACAGUCUGCCUGCACCGCAGCGCGUCAAGGUGCCGCUGAAGCACAGCGAUGAGCGCAUCAUCUGCAUAAGCGUCUCCCGACAGCACUCACUGUUACUCACCAAUCGUUCGCUGGUAUUUGCUUGCGGUGUCAACGCGGAUCAUCAGCUGGGCGUGCGUGAUGCCGGUGAGCAGUUGACAACAUUCAAAGAGGUGGUGGCACUGCGCGAUAAGUCCGCCCAGAAUUUGCUGCGUGUUUUGGCCUGCGAUCAGCACUCCAUUGCAUAUAGCAGCAAGUGUGUUUAUGUCUGGGGCGCAAAUCAAGGACAAUUUGGCAUAAGUGCCAAUACCACAACAAUUCCAGCGCCCAUAAUGAUGAAGCUGCCAGACAAGUGCACCAUACGCUUUGUAGAGUCUAACAAUGCUGCCACAGUGGUUUACACAGAAGAUAUGCUCAUCUUCUUGUUCUAUGCAUACAAGACUCGCGUCAUCAAGACACCCUGCUACGAGGAUCUCAAGAGCAUUGCCGUCAUAGGCGGCAAUAUAAAGAACUCCACCAAAGGCUCUGCAGCUGCACUGAAGCUGAUGAUGCUAACAGAAACAAAUGUGGUUUUCUUAUGGUAUGAAAACACGCAGCAGUUUUAUAGAUGCCACUUUGCGCUUAUCAUGCCAGAGAUUAAGAAAAUCAUUUACAAGUGCAAUCAGAUCUUAUUACUCACACAGGAUGGCUGCGUUUAUCGCGGCAAAUGUAAUCAACUUAUUUUACCCGCUAGCGGUCAAGAGAAAUCCAAACGAAAUAUGGAUAUUUGGCAAAUUAUAUCAUUAUAUCAGAAUCGCACGGAAAUAUCACGUGAGCAUCAUGUGCGCAUUGAUUUGCAGCGUGUGCCAAAUAUAGAUCGCGCUGUGGACAUUUUCUGUGAUGAAAGCUUUGCCUCGUUUGCUGUGCUGCAGGAAUCGCAUUUAAAAUAUUUUCGCAAGCCCAUGCUGGCGCGCAGGGAGCACAGCUUUAAGAAACUUUACCACGACACAAGCGAUACGGAUGCAGUGCAUGAUAUUGUCUUUCAUGUGGAUGGUGAAUGCUUUGCUGCGCAUAAAUUUAUUGUAUUCAGUCGCGCAGCAGGCCUACGUGAGCUUAUUCGUGGCUAUGAGGAUAAGAAUAUUUAUUUAAAUUUUGACAAUUUGACGUGCAAAAUGUUUGAGCUGGUGUUGAAGCAUAUUUAUAAUAAUUAUUGGCCCAGGGAAGAUGAUAUUGAUUGCAUGCAGCAAAGCCUUGGCCCACAGCAUCCGCAGCAGCGCAUUGAAGUGUGCCAAAUGCUGCUUACACAUUUGGAAAAGUUUGGACUGGAAGAGCUGGCAAAAUAUGUGCAAAGCUACAUUAACGAGCAACAAUUUCCACUGCCCAGCAGACAACGCUUGCAACGCCUGCAACGCUCAGCUUACCCUGAGCUCUAUGAUGUCUGCAUUGUGUGUGAGGACAACAAAACGCUGGACGCACACAAAUGCAUUUUGGUAGCACGCUUGGAGUACUUUGAAAUGAUGUUUAUGCACAGCUGGGCGGAGCGCGCUACCGUCAACUUUGCCAGCGUGCCGCUGGAGUACAUGGAACCAGUACUGGAUUAUCUAUACAGCCUUGAUACGGAAGCUUUUUGCAAGCAAAACUACUCGGAAACGUUUCUGUACAAUAUGAUAACGCUUUGUGAUCAAUAUUUUAUUACAUCGCUGCAGCAUGUGUGCGAAUCUUUAAUAUUGGAUAAGAUAAGCAUACGCAAAUGCGGCGAGAUGUUGGACUUUGCUGUCAUGUACAAUUGUAAACUUCUGCUGCAGGGCUGUUUGGAUUUUAUAUGUCAGAAUCUUGCGCGUGUGCUUUGCUAUCGCAGCAUUGAGCAAUGCGAGGCGGUCACUUUGAAGCUAGUCAAUGAGCAUUAUAGAAAAAUGUUUAAAACUGUAUUCGACUAUAGACAGAUAACACCUUUUUCGGAGGCUAUUGAAGAUGAACUGCUGCUAAGCUUCGUAGAUGGCUGUGCAGUGGAUUUGGAUUAUCGUGCAGAUGCAGACGCCUUAAGCAAGCAAGCUGUGAAGCACAAGCAAAAGGAGCUGCACAAGCAGGAUGCGCGCCAUUAUGAGCAGCAAGCUAUAAGCAGCAUGAUGCGCACAUUGAGCGUUAGUGAGAGCACAAACAAUGAGACUGCUACAGCUGCUGCCCAUGCAACGUCAGCUGAUGCCAAAAGUUGGCUACGAGUGGUGGACAAAAAGGAUCAAAAACGCAAGCAGGCAGAAACUGCGCUUAAAGUUAAUAACAUUAUCAAACAGGAAGAGCCUGCAACGCCCACAUUGUCUGUUAUGUCGCCGCGUGCGUUCGUGGAGCGCACGCCACAAAAGGAACAAACACCGUCACUGCCCAAUACGCCGACUGAGGACAGCUCACCUUUAAGCAAAAGCUAUAAUCUGGAUUUAAGUUCGUUGCUGCCACAGUCACAGAAGCUAUCACAAAAGCAACGCAAGCGCUUAAGCUCAGAGUCGCAAAGCUGGCGUGCACCGCUGGAGCUGCCAAACACUCCUAUAGCUGUGCCCAAUGCUUGGGGCACUGUUGCCAGUCCAGAGAGCGCAGAGCCUUUGAGCUUUGAGCCUGCAGCCACAGGCAGCAGCAGCGAUCCCAGCUCGUUUGCCAAUAUGAUGCGUGGCCGCGACAGCUUCUCCAAAAUACAGGCCGAUGAGCGACGUCAACGCGAAAGCUACGAGCGCAUGCGCAACAAGUCACUGGUGCAUACACAAAUUGAGGAGACUGCCAUAUCAGAGCUGCGUGAGUUUUAUAAUGUAGAUAAUAUAGACGAUGAAACGAUUACCAUCGAGCGCAAGAGCAGACCCAGCGAUAUUAACUUUAGCACCUGGCUUAAGCAUUGAAGUUUUACAUUUAUAUUGUGUUGCUAUUGUGUAUUGUAUAUUUUGUUGCUAAUCGAUUUAUUUAAUUGUGCUUGUGCUUGGGAAUAAAGACAUGGC
This is a messenger RNA of Drosophila busckii, 3714 nucleotides long. Its product is annotated as inhibitor of Bruton tyrosine kinase. The transcript has 7 exons. NCBI's taxonomy places the organism in Eukaryota, Metazoa, Arthropoda, Insecta, Diptera, Drosophilidae. The coding region runs from base 88 to 3618 and encodes 1176 amino acids. The record is from RefSeq and is a predicted model, not a curated record. Gene Ontology annotation, molecular function: protein binding.